UACCGUCACCCAACGGCGCACAGCAGUAACUUUGCGUAACUCCUUCCACUAUAUCCACGAGAGUCAACGAGUCACCUCACCCGUGCCAGUCGGACCUGUAUGGCCCCAUCGAUCGCCAUGUCAGCUUUGACUGCUGGUUUGAAAACUGAAGACCUUCCUCCCCGCUCGGUUCUCGUCAGCAGAGGCGACAUGCAGACCAGCCUGAGCCCCGCAGAGGAGACUGGGAAGCCCAAAGUUGCUAUUUUGCCCUUCAGCGUCGAGGCACUGAUGGCUGAUAGGAAACCCAGCCGAGAGAUGGCAUCCCCGGAUGCCACGUCCGUUCCCGGGACGUCCCAGGCGCUGGGAAAGGGCGCACGGAUGGGUGCUUUCGGUAGUCUGGAUACUUCAGCUCCCGGUUUAGCCAUGAGCUCCUCGUUUUCGGUGGGCGACAUCAUGAACAUGCCAGAAGACGUGUUGAUUAAACCCGAGAGCCCGGACAGUAAAGAGAGGACUUCAUGGAUACAGAACCCUCGUUUUUCUCCGACACCUCCACGAAGGUUGAGUCCUCCUGCCUGUCCACUGAGAAAACACAAGACCAACAGAAAGCCCCGGACCCCCUUCACGACGUCCCAGCUGCUGGCCCUGGAGAGGAAGUUCCGCCAGAAGCAGUACCUUUCCAUCGCCGAGCGCGCAGAGUUUUCCAGUUCCCUCAACUUGACUGAGACCCAGGUCAAAAUCUGGUUUCAGAACAGGAGGGCCAAAGCCAAGCGGCUGCAGGAGGCAGAACUUGAAAAACUGAAAAUGGCAGCUAAGCCUAUGCUGCCUCCAGCUUUCGGGAUUUCCUUUCCUCUCGGUGCGCACGUCCCCGCGUCCUACGCUGGGUCGCACCCCUUCCAGAGGCACUCGCUGCCGGUUUCCCCCGUGGGACUGUACGCCGCUCACGUCGGAUACAGUAUGUACCACCUGGCUUGACAGGGACGGAGGACGAGGGGCAGCGCAGUGGGACACCGGGGGGUUGAGAAUACUUCCCCAGGGCCCUCCGGACAGCUGAAGGUGACGCUGAAUUAAAUAAAGAGGCAUCCUGGCGGUGAGCUCAGUGUCACAUCUUGUCAGGGGGCCGAGACCCUUCUGAGGACCUUGAAGUUUAUCCACUUCUCUUGACCUCGCCAGUAAGUUCACACACUGCAAAAAGAAUCCAUCUUUACUAGUCAUUUAAUCUUGAGUCUUAAAUCUGAUUUUGCCAGUGGACUUUGAAGUAAUAAUCCGGGAUUUUUAUUGAUGCUAGAAAUGUUAAUUCAAGAAACAACCUGAGCGCGAGACUAGAUGACUUGAAGGUGGACAUUUUUGCGGCGCAGAGGUGGAAAACAAUUUAGUACCUGUAAGCCAAUGAUAAAUCACGACUGGACAGUCAAGUAUGGACACCGGGCAGUGCCACAGUGUGCUCCCUCCUGCUGACAGCCAGGUAAAACAGCCUUCACACCGCGCAGCUCCUGGGAGUCAGUCAGACAUUAGGUUGGGCUUCCAUCACGUCUGCGGGCUGCUGUCACACUGCAAGAACCAUACUUCUUCAUUUGUUGCAUUCAUAUCAAUGCGUAACUACAGUGGGUUACUGAAUCCAGUGUCAAUAAAUGCUCUUUGUGAAUCUGCAGAACCACAGCAUUUGUUUUUAUAACAGCACUGUCUGUUGUUGGAAUGAUUCCCUUCGGAAGGGAUAUGUGUACUGUAAAAUAAUGUAUAUUUGAAGAAUAUCCUCAUUUAUAUUAUGAAUAUAUUUGUGACAUAACUUAACAAUAAAUUGUUUAUUCUUUUUCAUUAA
Chelmon rostratus (copperband butterflyfish) is the source of this 1795-nucleotide messenger RNA. RefSeq names its product muscle segment homeobox 1a (gene msx1a). NCBI's taxonomy places the organism in Eukaryota, Metazoa, Chordata, Actinopteri, Chaetodontiformes, Chaetodontidae. Gene Ontology annotation, cellular component: nucleus. Gene Ontology annotation, biological process: embryonic morphogenesis; regulation of transcription by RNA polymerase II. Gene Ontology annotation, molecular function: RNA polymerase II transcription regulatory region sequence-specific DNA binding; DNA-binding transcription factor activity, RNA polymerase II-specific. The record is from RefSeq and is a predicted model, not a curated record. The transcript is spliced from 2 exons. Bases 100 to 951 code for a protein of 283 amino acids.